UUACUCACCCCCAUAAUUGAUACCUCUCUUGAGUCUCCUUCCCCCAAAAACCAGGGCUACAAGCUAUUCUUACCUCACCGAGCAAGUCACUCUUCUAAAUCUCCGGAAUUUUCCUCUUUCUUUACACUUAUCUCUCAUGUCAAAUCCCAAAUUAACCUAUUUUCACGAUCAUUACCCUCCCUAAAAACACGGCCAUUAUUUUCUAAUUCAUGUCAAAUGUCCAAAUCCAACUUAAUUCAUCAUCAUUUUAAUCCUCUAAUUACUUUCAUCCCUCUUCUCUUACUCUGUUCUUCAAUCCUCUCUCCAACUCUCCCCUUCGCUUUCGCCUCGUCACCGUCACCGUCGCCGUCGCCGUCGCCGUCACCGCCACCGUCCAACAUUCAUAGGCGUGAUCCUCUGCAACAUUUUAAAUUUUACAAUGGGGGUUACGAUCUUCAAAGCAAACAUUACUGGGCUUCUGCAGUUUUUACGGGGGUUCAUGGAUAUGCAAUGGCGGGAAUGUGGAUGAUGUGUGGAUUUGGAUGUGGGAUUUUCCUGAUUUUUACGAAUUAUUACAGCAACAACAGUCGUUCUUCAUCGAUUAAUCAUACAAAAUAUUCGGAUUUUUCAUAUUAUUUGGUGUUCUUCCUAAUUAUCUUCUUCUCCCUCCUUGCCAUGGUUGCCACAGGUUUGGUGAUUGCAGAAAACCAGAAGUGUGUCCAUACAACAAAGAAGCUGAAAGAAACAAUUCUAGGAGCAGGUGAUGAGACUCGAAGAUCAAUCCACAAAAUAAACAAAGCAAUGGACAACAUACAAUCGCUUCUUAGCACAUAUGAUCAGGACACUUUCAUUCUGUUGGAUGCCACAAGUCAACAGCUUGGAAAUGAAUCUCACAACAUCCAAAAAUUUGUACAGAAGCAUAACCAUUCCAUUGAUCAAGCUACAUGGGCUCUGUACAUAACAAACCUUGUAGUUGUGGCUGUUAACUUGUUAUUUUUGAUUGUUGGUGUAGUGUUAAUAUUUCUACACUGGCACCCGGGAUUUCUCAUCAUUAUUUUCUUCUUCUGGAUAUUAACAAUGGCAUGUUGGUUUAUGACUGGCAUUGAUUUCUUUUUUCACAAUUUUGCAGAAGAUACCUGCAAAGCACUUGAAGAUUUCAAAGACAACCCUCUGAAUAGCAGCUUAAGCUCGUUACUCCCUUGUGCAAAUGCAUUAAAAUCACAAACUGUCAUCACUGUACUUGGUCAAACUGUCCAUGAUUUCGUUUCGCAGUUAAAUUUAAACAUGAAAAUUAUGCAAAAGGAGCUUGGAUUAGAUGAAAUACACUAUGGAAAUGCUUUUGGUGAUAGGAAGAUUUGUGACCCUUUUGCUGGUCCACCUGAUUACAGUUACCUAGCUGGUAAAUGCCCCAAGCAUGCCAUUCCAAUUCGUGAUUUGCCAGAUAUUCUUGCAAGAUUUACUUGUGAUAGUGAAAUAACAUCCUUGGAGUCAUGCAAAGGCAAAGGGAAAUUCCUUCCAAAACCAACUUAUUUAAUGGCAGAUGCCUACAUUCGAUCAAUUGAAUACUUGACUAACGUUUAUCCAGAUUUGGAGAACCUUAUUCAUUGUUCAUUUGUUAAAGAUCGGAUUUCGGACGUGGUGUUGCACCAAUGCAAGCCAUUUAAGGCUUCUUCUUACGUUCUAUGGACUUCUAUACUCUGUCUUUCGACGACCAUGGUGGUUUUGGUGUUACUUUGGGUGGCUAAAUCUUACCAAGAUUAUGGACGACGUUUCUCCAAGUGUUCCAUCAAACCAAUGCAUGACGAACCCUGAAAAGGUUUAGCCAUGCAUUGGAACAUUGACGUACAAAAAGAUUAGAUAGAUCGAUGAUUUUUUCAUUUUUAAUUAAUUGAUUGACUAAUUAUACGGGGUAUUGCUUUUGUAUUAUAAUCUUUGAUUAUAUUACUACUUGUAAACUUGUAAGAAAUAUAUAUAAUGAACAAUAAAGGAGAGAGAGAGAUCGGGUACAUACAUAGACAAUUGUGACAAAAUGUGUAUAUACAACUCCAGAUACUGAAUAUGGAAUUACAAAGUUGAACACAUUAUUUGA
Messenger RNA from Spinacia oleracea (spinach), 2068 nucleotides. RefSeq lists its product as uncharacterized. Gene Ontology annotation, cellular component: membrane. The record is from RefSeq and is a predicted model, not a curated record. Lineage: Eukaryota; Viridiplantae; Streptophyta; Magnoliopsida; Caryophyllales; Amaranthaceae. The coding region runs from base 217 to 1791 and encodes 524 amino acids. The transcript has 9 exons.